GUGACGUAGACUGUGUACGUGAGAGCCGUGAACAUCAACAAAAGAGAGAAAAAGAGAAAGAGGAGCAGGAAAAUAGAAGCAGAAGAAAACAGAGAUGUGGAAUUAAGACGCAUUUACAGUGAAGAUACUGUGGUUUAAGACAAAGCAGACGUUCCUUCCUCCAGUGCCAGUCGAGACAUGGAUGCCUUCAAGCUGAUGAAGGAGCUGAAGACCAACUAUGAGCAGGAGGUUUACUACCUGCCCAAAGAGGCUGGUCUGAGCCUCAUUGAGUCCACCACACAGGACGACAGUCGGAUCUCAGCCAAGUGCAGAGAUGCCAAAGUGGAGGACUUAUGGAGUCUGACCAGCUUCUUCGGUUACAGCGCCCAGACCUUCGUCCUGGCAGUGAACCUGCUGGACAGAUUCCUGGCCAUGAUGAGGAUCCAGCCCAAACACCUGUCCUGCGUCAGCCUCAGCUGCCUCCACAUGGCCGCCAAAGUGACGGAGGAGGAGUGUAACCUGACGCCCACCGACGAGCUGAUCCGCAUCGGACAGUGUCGCUUCACCGUGUCCGACCUGGGCCGCAUGGAGAAGAUCAUCGCAGAGAAGCUGGACUUCAAGUCCAGAGCCGUCACCGCCUUAACCUUCCUGCAUCUGUACCAUCAGAUCGCACAGUCGCACUGCACCGAGCGGACAGAGACUCUGAGUCUGGACAAACUGGAGGCUCAGCUCAAAGCCUGUCUGUGUCGGAUCUCCUUCUCUAAAGCCAAGCCGUCCGUCCUGGCCUUGUCUCUGCUGAGGCAGGACAUCGAAGCCGUCUGCUCAGAGGACCUGCUGGAGAUCACCUGCCACAUCCAGAGACACCUGAAGAUCGCUGAGGCGGAGCUGCUGCUGUGGAGCGAACGCGUGGCCCAGUGUCUGUCCGACUACGCCUCGCCUGAAUGCAUCAAACCAAACCACCGCAGGCUGCAGUGGGUGGUGUCCCGCAGGACCGCCCAGAACCUGCACAGCUACAGGAGUGUCCCUGAACUACCCACCAUCCCAGAGGGCUGCUGGGACGAGAGCGAGAGUGAGGACUCGUGUGAGGACAUGCUGAGUUCGGGGGAGGAGUCUCUGAGCUCGUCUCUGGGCAGCGACGCAGAAGGACGCUUCUUCCCUCUGCACCUCCGACGCCAAAAACGCCGCUGAGGACGCCUGAACCCGGUCCACGGUGGCCCCGCCCCCUCUCCUCUUCUAUUUUAACCUGUCUUUAAUUUAUUUGUGUCCGAGCGCCGGCGGCCAACCGCACAAAGGCCGGCAGCUCCAGGACUGUGGUAGAGUUAGUCUGUGGGUGCAUGUGGGCGUCACAUUCCAGGACUGGAGCGCUGAACACUGGUGGUUCUGGACCGUGAGGAGCCGAGUGUUUCUGUGAACGCUGAGUACAACCCAGUUCAGCUCAGACAGUUUCCUGUUAAUUUGCACACGUUUGUUUCUGUUUUUCCUGUUGAAGUGUUAACGGUCAGACUGGUGUUGGUGGAUGUGUCUGUGACUCUGGGUUUGGUGGAAAAGUUGCCAAUUUUUAGGACGUAGCUUCAAAAUGUUCAGAAUGUUAAUGGAACAAAGUAACUCUGACCAAGUGUCAAAAAAAAAGAAAAAAGUCUAAAAAAUGUCAAAACUGUAAAAUGUUCAUAGAAAAACAUGUAAAGUGUAAAUGAUGUACAAAAAAAAAUCAUGUUAAUAGUUCUUUGUAGAUAUUAAGUUAUUUAUUCCUUUUGUCACCUGUACUGAAAAAAAAACCUCUUAUAAAAAUCUUAUUUUUAA
Messenger RNA from Sphaeramia orbicularis (orbiculate cardinalfish), 1779 nucleotides. Its product is annotated as cyclin-G2-like. Bases 178 to 1167 code for a protein of 329 amino acids. Lineage: Eukaryota; Metazoa; Chordata; Actinopteri; Kurtiformes; Apogonidae. The transcript is spliced from 8 exons. The record is from RefSeq and is a predicted model, not a curated record.